Entamoeba invadens IP1 is the source of this 1473-nucleotide messenger RNA. RefSeq names its product neurofilament medium polypeptide, putative. The record is from RefSeq and is a predicted model, not a curated record. Lineage: Eukaryota; Evosea; Mastigamoebida; Endamoebidae. The transcript has a single exon. The coding region runs from base 1 to 1473 and encodes 490 amino acids.
AUGUCGGAUGACGAGGGUUCUUGUUUUUGCUGCUGUUUUAGUCAUAGUCGAGAUAUCAAAAAGAAGAAGAUUGUUAACAACAAAAAGAAACGGAGUAUAAAAGAUGUCAAUGAUCUGAAAAAGAGUUCAAAGGUGAAUCAACAAAUUUUUAAAGAAGAGAAAGAAACCCAACAACAAGACAAAAAAGAGAGUGAAGUUCUAAUAGAAACAGCAAAACAAAAAUCAGAAGAAUUUUUGAUCGAACAAAACCAAGAAAAAGAGAAGAAAGAUGUAAAAGAAGAAAAAAACACAAUACAAAGCGAUAAAGAUGUAACAAUUCAAAUUGAUAAAGAAGAAAAGAAAAAUGUAAAUAACACAACAAAAAGCAACGACAUUAAAAUACUUGAAAAAAACAACACACACGAAAACGAAAAAAACUUGAUAACAUUUUCUGGAAUAGAACAACACAAAAAAAUAAAAGAUGUGCAAUUUGAAAAUCUGAAGGACAGUCUGGGUGACAAAAAAGAUACAAUUGACGAUAUUAAAACAAUAGAAACAAGUGAUGAAAAAGAACUUCAACACAAUAUGGAGAAUGUUGAAACACCAAAAGAGAGUAAAAAAGACAUAAAAUUGGUUAGUAAAAUUUCCAUCAAAAAGGUAGUUGAAAGGGCCGAAAUAAUGGACGAAAAAAACUAUAAACAAUCCAUAAAUGAAAUAUAUGAAAAAGAAAAUAUAGAAAAAAUAAGUAGUGACGUCAAUGAUAUAAAAAAUAAAACAAAAACAUCAAGUGGGAAGGUUGGUAAAGUUAUUAAGAAAAAAGUUAUAAUCGAAGAAAAGCAAUAUGAAAAUGAUUCGCCCGAAAUCAACGACACAACAAAUAUUGAAAAUACAAAAGAAGAAGUUUCGAGUGACAAAAUAACAAAUCAAACAAUUGGAGAGAAAAAAGUCGAAGAAGAAAUUGAAGACUUUAAAGUUCCAACAGGAAAAAUAAGUAAAAAAGUAAUUGAAAAAGUCAACGAAGAAAGUGAUGUUCAAAAAAGAGAGAAAAUUGGGAAAGUGACAAAGAAAAUUGUAACUAAAUUGAAUGAUGACAAAAACGGUAAUCAAAUAGAAAAAAGUAUUCCUUCAGGGAAAAUAACAAAAAAGAAAGUGUUAGUCAAACAAGUUGAUACUGAAAAUGAAAUUGAAAAUAUAGAAACUACUAUUCAAGAAAACGAAAGUAAUUUUAAUGGAAAAAUUAUGAAAAAGAUACUAACAGUACAAGAAGUCGAAGAAGAACACAACGAAAAAGAAGAAAAAGUUACAACAAAAAGUGGAAAAAUAACAAAGAAAAAAGUGACUAAGAAAACAGGCACUGAAGGAGAUAAAAAACAAAAAGCUGUUCUAAGGAAAAAACCUUCAAAAGAAGAAUUACACCCUCCUAAAUUUGAGAUGGAUUAUACGAAGUAUAACAAAGAUGAUGUUUCUUUAAGUACAUCUAAUGAACUUAACUAA